UUCUUCCCGUCAAGCCCGGCGAGUCCAAAUCAACUACUAAUUAGUUGAACCACACGACAAAAAACCGGCUCAUGGCUUCUUGUGUGUUUUACAGAUUCAAGUCCCAAAAGGACGAGUCCCGUAUAACAUUUGAUGGUACUGGAAUCUCUGUGUUUGAUAUUAAGAAAGAGAUUAUUCUCGCCAAUAACCUUGGUAAGGCAAACGACUUCGACCUCUAUGUCUACGAUGCGUCCACCCAGCAAGAGAUGACACUCAAAUUAUCCCCCGCUCUUCUUCUGUUCAUUGUGAAGCGCUUGCCUGCUCAACGCACCGGGAAGGGCAAGGCGGCCAUGUACCUUGCUGGAACAACCGGAACUACUGUAAUUCCAACCUCUGAUGUUGUCCAGACAUCAGGUGGUGUUUGGCACAGGGGUGCUAUGUCAAAACGCUUCGAUAUAAAAGAAGAACAGCAACCCGCACCUUCAAAAGCAUCCACUCCGAUUACCACCAUACCGAAGAACUCCGUAACGAAGGAGGACGAGGCCGCUGCUAUGGCUGCCAUGUUUCAGGCCCAGACCGCCAAUUGGGAGGAAACGCAGGAAAAAAUGUCACACGCAACACGAAUAUAUCGUGAUAAACCAUCUUCCGGCCGUGGAGGGAAGCCGUUCCAACAUCAUACUCACGAUCGCCCUCUUCCCCCGAGUUAUGUAUGCUAUCGUUGUGGCCAGAAAGGCCAUUGGAUUCAAGACUGUCCUACGAAUAAUGACCGUGAAUUUGAUAAUAAGCCCCGAAUCAAGCGGACCACGGGUAUCCCACGAAGUUUCCUUAAGGCUGUUGAGAAUCCUAGCAAAGGUGAACUCGCUCAAGGAGUAAUGGUUACACCCGAAGGUGGCUAUGUUGUAGCCCAGCCCGACUCCGCUUCAUGGCAAAAGCAAGUAUCUCGCAUGAAGGGACUUACCGUAGCAGACGUCCGAGAACGUGCGCCAACGGAUCCUACUCUCGCAUGUCCAAUAGACAACAGACUGUUCCGUGAUGCCGUGAAAACACCCUGUUGUGAUACCUCCUACUGCGAGGAAUGUAUCCAGACACAUCUGCUUGAGCGCGACUUCGUCUGUCCCAAUUGUGGGAAGAAGAUACCCUCCCUUGACAAAUUAGUGGUGGAUAGAUCGAUGAGAACAAAGGUCGCAGAGCACAUUGAUAAAGUCAUUGAGGAGAGUAAGAAGGAUGGUGAAGAAGGUAUGACUUCCAGUCAGGGCAUCUCAACAGAGGGUACCGACCAGCUAGCAGACAGUUCAGUGACGGACGACUUCUAUUCAGACCCACAUUCAGAUGUGUCCCAGAUGAUCGUUGAUAGCAUCCCCCAGCUGCAGGCUCAGAUAUCUCAACUGUCCGUCAUGAUGCACAAUCCUUCGUUGCCGAAUCAGGUUCGCCAAACUACCGAAAUGAAGUACCAUCAACUGCAAAUGGAGCUCCAGCAAGCGCAGGCGCUCGCUGCUACACUCGCUGUGGCUACUACGCUACAACAGCAACAACAACAGCAACAGCAACAGAUGCAGAACAAUGCCAAUCUGAUGGGAUUUGGUAUGACAGGGUAUCAGGGGAACGAUGCACCGUGGUCAACGAACCCAUUCACUAGUCAGCAACCUGCUGGACAGGAUUCAGCGUACCAGCGGCUACCUCUUAAUAAUCGUCGCCGAAAUCUGAAACGAGACAGGCCCUCCGAUUUCCUAGAAGUAGGUGGGGAAGGCGAUAACAAGGUACCGAGGUAUUGGGAGUGAUAGCUUGCUCAGAUGGGUAAGUAACCAUGUCAGUGAAGGUAGCGUCAUGCGUUUCUGUUCUAGCCGAUUGCGUAAAAAAAUACAAUCUAAUAGAGGAGACUGGUUCGAGGUAUUCGUGCUAUUA
Pisolithus orientalis is the source of this 1881-nucleotide messenger RNA. RefSeq names its product DWNN-domain-containing protein. The record is from RefSeq and is a predicted model, not a curated record. Bases 72 to 1757 code for a protein of 561 amino acids. Lineage: Eukaryota; Fungi; Basidiomycota; Agaricomycetes; Boletales; Pisolithaceae. Gene Ontology annotation, cellular component: nucleus. Gene Ontology annotation, biological process: ubiquitin-dependent protein catabolic process; mRNA processing; protein ubiquitination. The transcript has 7 exons. Gene Ontology annotation, molecular function: zinc ion binding; ubiquitin protein ligase activity; nucleic acid binding.